AUGUUUGGUCUCGUCAAUCCGACGCUAGAAGCGAUGAGGAUAAAAGCGUCAUACCUGAAUGACUUCAGCGCAGCGGCUGUGCUGGCGACAGUUGUAGAGCCAACGGUGGACGAGCCUUUCCUGUCCACUGUCGUAAAAUGGAUGGAGAUCGACAUCCCUGGAGCGUCGAUUGGAGCUGUACGCAACCGCGACUAUGUUUACGUUGAAAGCACAGGCCUCACGAGUCUCAGAAACGGCGAUCGCGUUGGUUUCCACUUGAUGCACUCCGUGAAUUUCCCACAGACGCAUGAGUUGCCUUCUCGAGUGCGUGGGAACAUUACUCGUACUGCGGCCAGAUGA
Phytophthora infestans T30-4 is the source of this 339-nucleotide messenger RNA. RefSeq lists its product as uncharacterized. The record is from RefSeq and is a predicted model, not a curated record. The coding region runs from base 1 to 339 and encodes 112 amino acids. The transcript has 2 exons. NCBI's taxonomy places the organism in Eukaryota, Oomycota, Peronosporomycetes, Peronosporales, Peronosporaceae.